Messenger RNA from Gryllus bimaculatus (two-spotted cricket), 2031 nucleotides. The record is from the annotation of a GenBank genome assembly. NCBI's taxonomy places the organism in Eukaryota, Metazoa, Arthropoda, Insecta, Orthoptera, Gryllidae.
AGGGACAUAUGGAGGUUGUUAUGCCACAACUUUAGGAUCUGUGUGCCAUGAACUAGGACAUACAUUUGAUUUGGGUCACUCUUCAGAAGGCAUAAUGGCACGUGGAUUUGACAACUUGGAUCUUGUAUUUGCAUUACCUCCUCAAAAUAACAAUCAUCUCCGAGGCAAUUCGAGAAAUGUGAUCAGUCCGGUUUGCAAAGAAGAACCACAACAUUCAACUGUUUCUUUGUCAAAAAUUUUGAACGUUUCAUAUUCAGUUGCAUCACCAAUGAAACGUAUUUGCAGUAGGCCUAGAAGAGAAUGUGUGCUUCAAAGUAGUUAUGAUUCCUCAGACAGCUGUAGUUCUCAUUCCAGUGAAGUAAUGCAAGAUGACUCAGAGUUGUGCAGAAAUGAUUCUGGCGAAGCAUGUUCUGCAAUUUCUGAAGAUCAUUCAGUGAUCACUAAUGCUAGAAGAUUAUCAAAAAGUAAUGGAGACUGUACAUUUUGGACAAAAAGUUGUGCUACAUUAUUAAAUCAUCACAGGCAAGUCUACACUGGUUUGGCAUUCACAUUGCUUUUAAAAUUGCAUGUGAAAAUGACUGUUGAUUGCUAAAAUUCUAAUUUUCAUUGAAACCAAUUAAUUUUGAUGUUGAUAGUAGGACAAAGUUUUAACAUAAUAUAUUAUAUUCUGUGUUCCAUCAGAAGUAAGCAAGAUUUUGCAAGCCGUUCUAAUAUUAGACAAAUUUUUCGGUCUUUCCUUCUACCCUUGUUACAAUUAUUAUGUUUUAAAUAAAAUUAUUUUCUUCUGUCUCAAAUUUUUUCAUGCUCUUAUUCCAGAUCACUUUAAUUGAAUGAGCACAACUUUGACAAUGUUUUUCUUCUUCUUCUAAGAUUUCAAUAAUUAAUACUAACAAUGUUUAAUAUUUGCACUAUACAGUUUCAUUAAUAUCAUCAUCAUCCAUCAUCAUAUUUACUUAAAGAUCUACAUACUUUUUUUUAUUAAUUAAUAAUUUUUAGUUUAUGUACAUGAAUAGUUUGGUCCCCAGACUGCAAAAGUCCUUAAAGAUACCUUUUGUUUUGGUUAUUUUAAUUCAAGAUUGCAAUUCAAAGGUUGUUGUGGUUUGUUUCUUUUGCCUGAACAUUCCUACAACGUGGUCUCUUCAACUCAAAAAUAUGUUAAGGAGCAAUGAUGUUGAGAAUUAAACAUGAGAACCUCUUUUACGUCAUCUUUGUAACUUAUAAAGUACAGUGCCCAAACUGAAAACAUGUUUUUUAAUAGGGAAAUGUGGAAUUGCAAUUCAAACAAACAUGCAAGUAUUAUUAUAGAAAUGGUUCUAUAACUUUGUUAAGUUCUUUCAGCAUGUAUCAUAUCUGAAUUUCCAUGCAUUUAUUUAUUUGGUUUAUUUAUUUAUUUAUUUAUUUAUUUUUACAUUUUAGCUAUUGUUAAGUGUGGGUAUGUGAUUGUUAUUAUCAUCGCUGUAAUUUUAGCAUAUUCCUUUAACAUUCUUUUAUAUUGAAAAUUGAAUGUAUGGGCUGUCUCAUUGAAAGUGAAGGGUUCCUAAAUUUAAUUGCAGUAAUGCUUUGUUAAAAUGUCUGUAUAACAUAUUUUCUAGUCAUUUAUAUAUAAGAAUUGACUUGAGGAUAUUGAGUGUAUUCCUUCAUUUAAAGAUGUUUUUUGUUCUUCACUAAUGGUCAAAUUACUUAAUAUUUGGCAGAAGCACAUUAACUAAAUAUUUUGAUGUGUUUUGUUUUUGUUAGGUGGUUUAACUCAGAAAAGUUUGCAAACAGCAGUCAUGAUGUGCUAUUGUUUGAUCCUGAUAGGUAAGCGAAUUAUCCCAUUUUAAAGCAACUGCAAAUGUACUAGGUAUUUAAUUUUAUAUAGCUCUAAGUGAAAAAGUAUUAUUUGCUCUGUUGCCUUUUAAAAAUACUGAAAAUGCUUUCAUUACACAUGCAAUCACAUUGCAGCAACAUAUACCAUAUUCAUUUCUUUCCUUUUGGGAGGUUAUAGGAGUGAAAAUGAGAUCUUUUCUUAAAAUGAGCUUAUUUUAGACG